CCCUAAACCUUAGGAAACACUUGAGAGAGUUCAGCUACCUGUUUUCAUGGCGAUCAACGAUGCUGAUCAAUCCAAUAAGGCUCACAGGUUCCGUAAAUCUGGUGCGAAAUCCGACAAGAAGAAGAGAAACAAGCACGAUGCCGGAGAGGAUCAGAAAAAGCAAAACCCUAAGGCAUUCGCUUUUUCUUCCUCUAACAAAGCCAAGAGAUUGCAAUCACGCGCCGUCGAGAAAGAGCAGCGCCGCCUUCACGUUCCUAUCAUUGACCGCACUUAUGGUGAACCCGCUCCUUACGUCGUCGUCGUGCAGGGUCCACCCCAGGUUGGGAAGUCACUGUUGAUAAAGUCUUUGAUUAACCAUUAUACGAAACAUAAUUUGCCUGAUGUUCGUGGUCCAAUUACUAUUGUAUCAGGAAAGCAAAGACGUCUGCAGUUUGUGGAAUGCCCAAAUGAUAUCAAUGGCAUGAUAGAUGCGGCAAAGUUUGCUGAUCUAGCUCUUCUUCUUAUAGACGGGAGUUAUGGCUUUGAAAUGGAAACCUUUGAAUUCCUUAAUAUUUUGCAAGUUCAUGGGUUCCCGAAGGUCAUGGGGGUUCUUACUCAUCUUGACAAGUUCAAGGAUGCUAAAAAGUUGAGGAAAACCAAACAACGACUCAAACACCGGUUUUGGACUGAAAUAUAUGAUGGAGCUAAAUUGUUUUACUUAUCAGGCCUUAUUCAUGGAAAGUAUGUCAAUCGUGAAGUUCACAAUCUUGCUCGAUUUAUUUCAGUCAUGAAGUUUCAUCCUUUAUCUUGGCGAACUUCCCAUCCGUAUGUUUUGGUAGAUCGUUUUGAAGAUAUCACUCCUCCUGAAAAAGUGCAUGCAAAUAAUAAAUGUGACAGAAAAGUCACACUUUAUGGUUAUCUUAGAGGCUGUAAUUUGAAAAGGGACCAUAAGAUGCACAUAGCUGGAGUGGGUGAUUACAGUUUAGAUGGUAUUACUGUUUUACCUGAUCCUUGUCCUCUUCCAUCUGCUGCAAAAAAGAAAGGACUGCGCGAUAAGGAAAAGUUAUUCUAUGCUCCCAUGUCUGGCCUUGGGGAUCUGUUGUACGAUAAAGACGCUGUAUACAUAAAUAUUAAUGAUCACCUCGUUCAAUUUUCAAAAGUUGAUGAUGAAAACUCUGCUAUGACAAGCAAAGGAAAGGACAGAGAUGUAGGGGAGGUUUUGGUGAAAUCACUUCAGAAUACCAAAUACUCAAUUAAUGAAAAACUAGAGAACAGCUUUAUCAAUCUUUUUGGUCAAAGGCCUCAAUCAGAAGCUCUAGCUGAUGUACAGGGUACAAACGAAGAAUAUCAGUCUGGACAAGCUAUUGGAGCUGGUAUAGUUGGUGAAGAUAAUAAUGAAAUGGAUUUGGAUGGUUCAGAAUCAUCUGAUCAAGAUGAAAUUGAUGCCAUGACAGACAGUGAACCCUGUGGUUCUUCUGAUGAAGAUAUUGAUGCAACAGGUAGUAAAGCUACUAAUGAAGACCACAUAAAAGAACAUAUUGAGUUUCAUGAAGGAAAACGAAGGAGAAGAGUAAUAUUUGGAAAUGACGUUGAUCAAAGUGAUCUGAUGGAUUCAGAAGAAGAGGACGGUGCUGCCAGGGAUGAUGUGGCAUCUUCUGAUUCAGAUUCUUCAAAAGAAGAGGAGGAGGAUGACAAUGAUAAUGAUGACACAACUGAAGAUGACAUGGGAAAUGUUUCAAAGUGGAAAGAGUCCUUGGCAGAAAGAACACUCUCACGGAAAACUCCUAGUUUGAUGCAACUUGUGUAUGGGGAUUCAACUGUUAAUUCAACCCCUAUAAACAAAGAGAAUGAUAACAGUGAAGAUGAGGAAAGUGAGGAUGACUUUUUUAAGCCCAUAGAAGAAGUGAAAAAGCAAUACAUGGGAGAUGAAUUGAAUGAUGGAAUGAUCAACAUUGAGGAUUUUUCCAAGUGUGCACAAUUUUUGGAUCUGAGAUUGAAUGAGAUAGAGGAUGAGGAGAUUCGCAACCGUUUUGUAUCUGGAAAUUUGGCAAAAGCUGCACUCAGAAAUGCACUACCAAAAGCUAAUAUUGAAGAGGAAAAUGAUGAUGCCUAUGGUGACUUUGAAGAUCUAGAAACAGGAGAAAAAUAUGAGAAUAACCGGACAGAUGAUGCUAUUGCAGCGACAGUGCACAAGGUUGAUAAUUUGAAAGCUGAGGAGCGGAGGCUUAAGAAACUUGCUCUUCGUGCAAAAUUUGAUUCUCAAUAUGGUGAUGACUUUGGGUCACAAGAGGAAGAUACUGGUCAUGAAAAUGAGGCCAAGUUCCAUCGUGGUCAAGCUAAUGAAAGUAGCUAUUUUGACAAGUUGAAGGAGGAGAUUGAGCUUCGGAAACAAAUGAAUAUUGCUGAACUCAAUGAUCUUGAUGAAGCUACCAGAUUAGAGAUAGAAGGCUUCCGAACAGGGACAUACCUAAGAAUGGAGGUUCAUGAUGUUCCUUGUGAGAUGGUUGAAUACUUUGAUCCCUACCAUCCAAUAUUGGUUGGAGGGGUUGGUUUAAAGGAGGAAAAUGUUGGAUACAUGCAGGCCAGGCUAAAGCGGCACAGGUGGCACAAGAAAGUUCUGAAGACUAGAGACCCAAUUAUUGUUUCUGUAGGAUGGAGGCGUUACCAGACAACCCCAGUUUAUGCUAUUGAGGAUAUCAAUGGAAGGCAUCGUAUGCUAAAAUACACUCCAGAGCACAUGCAUUGCCUUGCUAUGUUUUGGGGCCCUCUUGCUCCUCCCAACACUGGGAUAGUUGCCAUUCAGAAUUUAUCAAACAAUCAGGCAACAUUUAGGAUUACUGCAACUGCAGUUGUACUUGAGUUUAAUCAUGCGGCAAGAAUAGUGAAGAAAAUCAAAUUGGUUGGUUACCCAUGCAAGAUAUUCAAGAAGACAGCACUUAUCAAGGAUAUGUUUACUUCAGAUCUUGAAAUAGCUCGGUUUGAAGGUGCAGCUAUUCGAACAGUCAGUGGGAUUAGGGGGCAGGUCAAGAAGGCUGCUAAAGAAGAACUUGGUAACCAACCAAAAAGGAAGGGUGGGCAAACCAAAGAAGGAAUUGCUAGGUGCACUUUUGAAGACAAAAUUCUGAUGAGUGACAUUGUUUUCCUGCGUGCAUGGACUCAAAUUGAAGUUCCUCAGUUUCAUAAUCCAUUGACAACAGCAUUGCAGCCUCGUGACCGGACUUGGAAAGGAAUGAGAACUGUUGCAGAAUUGAGAAGAGAACACAAUCUUCCUAUACCUGUAAACAAAGAUUCACUUUACAAGAAAAUUGAAAGAAAACCCAGAAAGUUCAAUCCAUUGGUGAUUCCCAAGUCUAUACAGGAAGGUCUUCCCUUUGCAUCAAAAUCGAAGGAUAUACCUAAGCGGAAAAAGCCAUUACUUGAAGUGAGAAGGGCAAGGGGUGUUGUAAUGGAACCUCGUGAGCGUAAAGUUCAUGCCCUUGUUCAACACCUCCAGUUAAUGAAUAAUGAGAAGAUGAAAAAGCGAAAGCUUAAGGAAGAAAAGAAGAGAAAGGUACUUGAAGCAGAGAAAGCAAAAGAUGAGCAGUUGUCGAGAAAGCGGCAAAGAGAGGAAAGACGAGUGAAAUACCGGGCUCAAGACAAGCAGAAUAAGAAAAUUCGGAGAUCUGAGGAUUGAGUUUAUGACUUGAAUAUGUUGUGAAAUUGAUUUUUGUCUUGUUGAGGGAGCUCAUCUCUGAGGCUUAUUUAUGAAAAUGAGGACCAGAAGGUCAAGUACAGCCCAAAUUAGUAAUUUGGCAUAUUUGGAUUUGCUCAGUUAAUGUAAAAUUCUUUUUCCGCAGACCAAAAAAUAAUGUAAUAUAAUACGAUUAUGCAAAAAGUUAUUAAAUUCUUGAAACAUUGAUGUAAGAUGUAUCAUACCAUUUUUGUUACUAGGAUAUUCUUACUAUCAGCUGAAAAAUAGGAUUUAA
This is a messenger RNA of Gastrolobium bilobum, 3944 nucleotides long. RefSeq lists its product as uncharacterized. Gene Ontology annotation, cellular component: nucleus; 90S preribosome. Bases 47 to 3652 code for a protein of 1201 amino acids. Gene Ontology annotation, molecular function: U3 snoRNA binding; GTP binding; GTPase activity. The transcript has 16 exons. NCBI's taxonomy places the organism in Eukaryota, Viridiplantae, Streptophyta, Magnoliopsida, Fabales, Fabaceae. Gene Ontology annotation, biological process: ribosome biogenesis; endonucleolytic cleavage of tricistronic rRNA transcript (SSU-rRNA, 5.8S rRNA, LSU-rRNA); maturation of SSU-rRNA from tricistronic rRNA transcript (SSU-rRNA, 5.8S rRNA, LSU-rRNA). The record is from RefSeq and is a predicted model, not a curated record.